This is a messenger RNA of Paramuricea clavata, 330 nucleotides long. NCBI's taxonomy places the organism in Eukaryota, Metazoa, Cnidaria, Anthozoa, Malacalcyonacea, Plexauridae. The record is from the annotation of a GenBank genome assembly.
AUGGACAAUGCAAUGACAGUGGACAGAGGCAGAUCAUUUGAUGUAAACAGACGAGCAGUAUAUCAUUCCUUGGAAACAGGUGGAGGAUAUGAAUCGCUGUCCUCUUUUUGUGCAAUAAUGAAUAUUCCUUCUUUGUCAAAGCAGGCGUGUUCUGCACAAGUUGAAAUCAUUCUUGCAGGACAAGAAAUUGAAGCUCACACUGAGUUGUCGAAAGCAGCAGAACAAUUGCACAAUCUCGUGAAAGUCAAAAACAAUCUCAAUACUGAUGUGGAUGAGGAGAAUGGAGACGAGAGGAAGCACUUGCAGAGAGGCAAAAAGGGUGACUUAUGA